GCGGCCCCAAGCCCGAGCAGCCGCCCGGGGACGGGGAGGCUGCGCUGCACCGCGAGGAGACCAGCACCUUGGUGGAGAACUGCAGCAGCUCCAACGGAGUCAACCAGGAGAAGCUGGGUGAUAUGAAAGAUGACAUGAGUGACGUACAAGUAAAUGGGAAUGCUGGCCAUUAUCCUAUGGAUGAAGAGGAAGUUGAAGAAGACUCUAGUGCACAGCUUAACAUGCGUGGAGUUUUUCUGCAUGUUUUUGGAGAUGCCUUAGGUUCAGUCAUUGUGGUAGUAAAUGCCUUACUCUUUUAUGGCUUGUGGAAUCCGUGCCCUGAAGAUGGGCCUUGCUUUAAUCCAUGCGUCAAUAAUCAUUGCAUGGAAAAUGCUACUUUAUCCCAAGCACUUGGCAGAGCUAACAAAUCUGAGCAAGAGAGCAUUACGGUGGCUGGUCCUUGCUGGUUGUUAUAUUUAGAUCCUGUCCUCUGUUUGAUUAUGGUCUGUAUACUCCUUUACACAACUUACCCGUUACUUAGGGAGUCAGCCCUCAUCCUUCUACAGACUGUUCCCAAACAAAUCGAUGUCCAUUCUUUGAACUCAAAGUUACGUACCCUCGAAGGAGUCGAAGCAAUCCACGAGUUACACAUUUGGCAGCUAGCAGGCAGUAGGAUCAUUGGCACUGCUCACAUCAAGUGUCCUGACCCUUCCACAUACAUGAUGGUGGCCAAGCGCAUCAAAGAGAUCUUUCAUGAUGAAGGGAUUCAUGCAACUACCAUUCAGCCUGAGUUUGCCAGCGUUGGCUCUGAGUCAGGGAGAGGGAAAUGUGAGUUGCCUUGCAGGACUCAAUGUGCUUUGAAGCAGUGUUGCGGAACAGGAGAAGACAGUACUGCAAAGAAGACAGAAAAAUCCUCGUCACUUAGUAUUUCUUGUUCAGAAGUUGUCAUUGAAUUUCCGAAAACGAGGAGGACUAAGUCGGAGAGCAUCCCUUCAGUGAAGCUGGAGGCGAACACCGAUCAAAAUGAGCAGUUUGAGUCAUCUUUGUAACUCCCUGAAGGGUGCUACCUGAGUUGUGGAGACUUUGUCAACAGCUGUGUUGCAAGAGGAAGAGACAGACGUUUGAGAUGCAAUUUUGCCAAACAGUGUAAUUGCUGAAGUCCUUGUUCUUGUCAUAUUGCUAAAUAUAGAAUGCUUGUUUUAAAGAAUAUAAUGUCACUGUCAUGAUAAAAUGUGUUUGUGUUGACUUUGUUUGACUGAGACAGACAGAAAGUGCACCCAUGCUGUAACACUUCAGAAAACCAGUUUCAGCAUGUCAGCAGAGACACUUUUUGCUGUGCUUUAGAUUAAGAUACUUUUUUUCCAGUGAAAAGGUAUUUGAGGGAUAAGCAAGUAGGAACUCAAUUUGUGUUACAGAUUUCUUGGACCUACUUUUUCCUUUAAUAUUUGAUUUGUAGAUACCUUAAUAUAUUGUUUAUUUAGAAGCCCUAAGAAAACCAAAGUUCAUAGAACAUUUUAAAAAAUAUAACUACUAAAAACUGGAAACCACUUUGCAGUUUCACAUAUUUUUCUUAAAGCUAUGUAAUAAUAAUAAAAAAUGUGAAGGCUUUUCUAGUGAAUUUAUUGCACAGCAUAUUUUAAAGACAACAUCAUGUGAUUGCCAGAAAUUGUCCCCUCUUCUUCUGGUAGGGUAGCAAGGUAAGUAAGGUAGCAAGGUAAUUGAAAACAACAGAUGUGAAAGGGUUUAUUUUCUGUCAGAAUGGCAGUUCAGGCUACUCUGUACUGCUCUGUGAUCAAGACAUGAGACUGGUCGAUAAGGUAACACAGACUUUUACAUUUUAUGGAUUUUCUGCUGUUUUCCCUUACUUCCAAGUUCUGUCUGGUGAUGAAAGUCUUUGAGGUUUAAAGAACCCUUGACUCAACAGUGCUAUGAACAAAUACUUAGCUGAUGCUGAGUUUACUAAGAUAAAAUAAUUUGUUCUGUCAGUAAGCACUCUGUUGGGGAAGGUCUGCCAAGCACCGACAGUGUAACUCCUGCUUUCAAGCACAGACAGCAGCUCCCCAACAGGUAAUGUAAAGGUGCAUUUUCCUUCUAGCUGAGUGUGUCUGUAAACACUUGCAGUGAUUUCAGUCCUGGUCCCCCACUGUGUCCUCAGAAGCCCUCCACUGACUUUUGAGGAAGUGGUGCAGGGAGUAAGAUUUCAUUCACUGUAUUUCACUCUUUGAGAUGUUUAUGUAUCACAUAAUUUCACUUACUCAGUAUCUGAAUCGAUGGUUUAAAAUCUUGACUCAGUUAAUUGACAACUGGCUCUAAAGAAGCUGUUACAGUGUGCUGCCAAUUUACACUUUAGGAAAGGAGAAACUGCUCUGUGGACUCUGAAUUUGGCAGAGAUGAGAUGAGAGUUGAAAGAUAAAACACCAGAAAUCUAAUCUAAAACCCUGGCCCUUUUGAUCCACUCUCACGUUAUGAACGGGAACUAAUGUCUUGUGAUUAACGGAUUGCUCUAGUGUGCAAAACUGGAAAACAACUCAGAUCUUCCAUUCUUUGCUCUAUGACUCUGGACAUGAUAAACACUUUGCCUCAGUUUCCCUGGCUUCAAAUGGGGAUAAUACCUACCUCACAGGGGUGUUGUGAGGCUUAAAUAUUGUGUGAAGAGCUCUGAGAUAUGUCACUGGAAGGCACUGGAAAGAGGAUGAGCUACUAGAUUACCUGGCAUUUACUACUUCUACAAAUGUAUUGCAAUACCUAGGCACAACCAGAGGGAACUGAGGAUAGUUUUGGCCUUAUGAAAUUCUUUGAUGCUGUGGUUUUCAGGUUUUUAACAGUAUUUAAAUAUAGAUUUUUUUAAAAAGAAUGUUUUGUUAGUGAAGGGAAUGUAGCUUUGCCUCCAGAUACAGAACACUUCCCUAGUUUGCAUUUCUAAUUUGUGUCUUGCAUCAUAAUUACUCCUAAAUAGUACAAAAAACAGUCCUGCUGCUCAUCAGACUCGGAUUGGCCCAAGUCACGUCAGUGGUUCUUACCCAAGCUCUCAGCAAAGCAUUGCAGUCAACUCUCGAUUAUCCAUGGGUGGAUCACCAGUGGUGUGCAUUAACUGUGCAGUCUGUGGAGCCAAGACCAGCCCCCUGUCUCAUGCCAUGCUCUGGCCAAGUGCUGUGUGCCAAAGCACGGGCAAGGUGGAGGUGCUGGCUCCGCUUCCAGGGAGCCCCAUCACAGGCUGCGUAGUCGGGGCAGCACAGCACUGCCCAGGGGUUUUGCCUCUUGGCUGCUCAGACGCGUUCGCGGGAAGCUGUGGGCUGUGGAUGGGUGGGAUCGGCUUUGUGCUGGCUUGGGAUGUUGGUGUUUUGCAGCAACCAGCAUUACUCACCUUUUUCUGUGUAUAUGCUUGUUGUAUAGUCUCAUAAACUAACUUAAAUGUGUUAAUAUAGUAUUUAUAUAUGCUUUUGUUUUUCUGAAUUAUCUUAACUCUUUUUUCUGUUACCUGUAUAUGAUCUAGAGUUGACUGUUAAAUGAGAUCUUGUAUGAGACUGCGUUUGCCGAGUAUGCUACCACAGCUAUUAUACUACAGAGUAUUAACCAAGUAAAUUUUGAAAUGAAUGAAGUACUAUUUUUUUUUUUAAAUGUAUAUCCUUGCUUUCUAUGGUAAACUUUGACUAAUUAUUUUCAUCACUAGUUUAAAAUUCAUCUUAAUUGUUAGUAUGAAUUGUUGAGGUUCUGCCAUAUAUCACUAACGUACCAUAGAACUACUGUUCUUUAGUUUACUUUAAAAAAUACCAACAAAUCAAACCAUGGUAGCACUGAGAGGUCUCAUUGACUUCUCUCCUGUUGCUCUUAUAAAAAGAGGACAACUAGUAAGUCAUAACACUUACCAUCAUUGGUUAAUAGUCUCAGUAAAUGCAUCUGAGUAGAGGGAGUUGUAGUCACUAAUUCCAUUUUGAACUAUUUAAUUUUUUUUUAUUUUUUUUUUUGUGCCAGAAGUCAUAUUUUUCUAUUUCUGUGUCCAUUGCAGGCAAUGGCUAGCUAAAAAGACAAAAAGCUCUCCCCCUCAUUAUUUUAAGUAUCAGGACAGGAUGCAGAGGUGACAGUGAUGAUGGUGAUGAUGAUGAUGGGGGCAGAAGGGGGAGUUGCAUGGCCUCUCUGUCAUGUGCCCUGUUGCACGUGCAGCACCAGCUGGUGUUUCCAGGGCCCUUUAGUCUCCUUAGCCCUUGAUGGUAAACUCCCUGAAAGCAUAGAGUGAGGUCAAGGGGGUGGCUGUGCAGCAGCAGGAACACAAUUUCUCCAUUCUGGCUGUAGGAGACCUGACUGUAGCCUGCUAGCUUGUGAAAUAGCUCAAUUUUUUUUUUUUUUUUUUAAGUUGACCUGUCUGGAGUUACACAGACUUGAUUUGUUCUGAAGAUCACAGUUUAAGAAUACUGAGAGCAUUCAAAAGCACUGCACAGUCUCUCUUUAUUUUACUUUAUUUUUUUUUCCACAAAGCAUGAAACUAGUGAAUCUCAUGUAAGUGAACACUGCAGUGGUAGGGAGCUAAUUGUGUUGUGUAUCACAUUCCUGAAUUUUUAAAAUAAAAACAAUUAUGGAACACU
Molecule: messenger RNA, 4559 nt
Organism: Cyanistes caeruleus (blue tit)
Lineage: Eukaryota; Metazoa; Chordata; Aves; Passeriformes; Paridae
Gene: SLC30A1
Product: solute carrier family 30 member 1
Biological process (GO): zinc ion transmembrane transport; intracellular zinc ion homeostasis; detoxification of zinc ion
Cellular component (GO): Golgi apparatus; endoplasmic reticulum; membrane
Molecular function (GO): calcium channel inhibitor activity; zinc ion transmembrane transporter activity
Source: RefSeq, a predicted model, not a curated record